Cryptomeria japonica (Japanese cedar) is the source of this 663-nucleotide messenger RNA. Its product is annotated as RING-H2 finger protein ATL73-like. The record is from RefSeq and is a predicted model, not a curated record. The coding region runs from base 1 to 663 and encodes 220 amino acids. The transcript has a single exon. NCBI's taxonomy places the organism in Eukaryota, Viridiplantae, Streptophyta, Pinopsida, Cupressales, Cupressaceae.
AUGGCUUCUUCAGUUGCUUCCCACAUUGAAUCUGCUCUAGGCAAUGUACCGGUGCUAUUAAUCAUAGCCCUUGCGAUCGCUCUUACGCUUAUCUUAAGAGCUUUGUGUGUGAAUUCUUCCUAUGCUAGAUCACGUGGGGCCUCAAGAAGGCGCAAUGAAUUUGAUUACCCAGAUAAUGAUUUCCCAACUAUAGAAAACAGCGGUUUGGAUAAAGAGUCUCUGGAUGCUCUUCCUAUAGCUGAAUUUAAAUCGCAGAAUAUGAAUGAAGAUCUCGAAUGUGUAGUGUGUCUCUCUAAUUUUGAAGAGAAUGAGAAAAUUAGGGUUUUGCCCAACUGUAAUCACAGCUUUCAUACAGAGUGCAUACAUAUGUGGUUAAAAUCCCACACUAGCUGUCCUAUUUGCAGAAAAAUGGUGUCAUCGAAUCGAUCUCCCACUAUAAUGAGUUCGAGCAGAGGAAGAGAAGCCAUUUCCUCAAAUAUUAAUAGUACAAGCAGUGUGAGCGUUGUUCGUUUGCAUCUGAUCAGAGGGCAGAGAAGCUCUAGUGCAUUGCAACAAUCAAACCGAGUAAGUGUAUUAAUGUUAAUGAACCAGGCUUUGACUCAUCAACGAAUGUAUACUGGAAGACCAGCGCUACACAGUGCUAUCGACAUUGGACCUUACUAG